AUGCUCAUCACUGAUACUGAAGACCACCUCGACCUGGCCAACGGGACAUAUUUUUUCCAUGACAAUGUUGUCAUGUUGGAGGUGGACAAUAUGCUGUCUGGAUGGCCGACUUACACCCUCGAUUUUACGCCGGAACGCCCAGGCCCAUUGAAAAUUAUACUACGGUUGAAGGAUGCCGUAGAGUUCAGGGUGAUCGAAGAUAAAGAUAGCGACGACGAAGCUAGUGGACAAGCCAAUAGUAUCCCGCAGUCUGUUGCUAAGGAAGAUCCAGAUGCUACAAUGGUCUGUGAGCCAAUGCCGGCGCCCAAGGACUCAGAUAUGCCUCAGUGCAUCAGCACAAAGCCUGUCCAGCUGCACGUCAUCCCCAAGAAUUCUCCCAGUAUCGUCCAUAUACGGAAGAAAUUCGAGGAUGAGAAUGACUAUACAUGGCCUCCCCGCCGUGGAUUCAGGGAGAGCUCUAACUGCACAUGGAUCACUCAGAUUGACGCACUCAUGACCAUACCUGCAGCUAUAGAAGCAUUGAAGCUUGACUAG
Messenger RNA from Suillus discolor, 534 nucleotides. RefSeq lists its product as uncharacterized. The record is from RefSeq and is a predicted model, not a curated record. Bases 1 to 534 code for a protein of 177 amino acids. The transcript is spliced from 4 exons. NCBI's taxonomy places the organism in Eukaryota, Fungi, Basidiomycota, Agaricomycetes, Boletales, Suillaceae.